This is a messenger RNA of Amphimedon queenslandica, 968 nucleotides long. Its product is annotated as exosome complex component RRP42-like. The coding region runs from base 19 to 864 and encodes 281 amino acids. Gene Ontology annotation, molecular function: mRNA 3'-UTR AU-rich region binding. The transcript is spliced from 7 exons. Lineage: Eukaryota; Metazoa; Porifera; Demospongiae; Haplosclerida; Niphatidae. Gene Ontology annotation, biological process: U1 snRNA 3'-end processing; nuclear-transcribed mRNA catabolic process, deadenylation-dependent decay; nuclear polyadenylation-dependent rRNA catabolic process. The record is from RefSeq and is a predicted model, not a curated record. Gene Ontology annotation, cellular component: cytoplasmic exosome (RNase complex); nuclear exosome (RNase complex).
CGUAUACCUUUUUUCAAAAUGGCCGAUAGAAUUUUAAGUGAUUUUGAGAUCUCUUACAUCAAGCAAGGGGUUCUUGCAGAUAUGAGGUCGGACGGACGGAGCUGUAGAGAUUACAGAAGCUUUGAACUCCGUUCAGGGAUAGUAUCAAAUACUAGUGGAUCUGCAGAAAUUAAGUUGGAAAGGACCAAUAUAUUAGUUGGAGUAAAAGCUGAAAUUGGACAGCCUAACCCUUUAAAUCCAAACAAAGGACGCAUAGAAUUUUUUGUUGAUUGUUCUGCUCUUGCUUCUCCUAAGUUUGAAGGAAGAAGAGGCGAGGACUUAGGGCGGAAUUUGGCUCAUCGUUUAUCAGAUUUGUACGAGAACAGCAACUGCAUUGAUUUGGAAUCAUUGUCUAUUAUCCCUGGGCAGGACUGCUGGAUUAUAUAUGUAGAUGCAUUGGUAUUAGAAUAUAGUGGUGGUGUCUUAGAUUGUCUUUCUAUUGCAGUCAAAGGAGCUCUAGCAAAUACUAAGAUCCCUAAGCUAACUGUUAUUGGAGAAGGAGAGGAACAAGAGAUAGAAAUAUCAGACAAUCCUUUUGAUUCAACUUCAAUAGAUACAAAUAAUGUACCAGUAUUUGUCAGCUUAUCACUAAUAGGUAAUCAGUUCAUAGUGGAUGCUAGUCAUGAAGAGGAGGCCUGCUCUCUCUGUCAGUUAUCAGUUGGAGUCAACCACAAAGGAAGUAUAUGUAGUAUUUUAAAAGAAGGAGCUGGGAGCUUCAAGCAUAGACAAUACAAUGAAGCUAUAUCACUGGCCAGUGAAAUUGGAGUUUCAGUCAUAGAGAAAAUAACACUCACAAACAAUACUGCACCUGAAAAGAUGCUGUGAUAGUAAUUUUUAAAUUUUAAAAUGUAAAUAUGUAUAUAAAAAUAAAAAAUAAAAAAUUAUAGCUUAGCAUCAGUGUAUCUCAUAUUUUCUGGUAGUAGUCUACC